Messenger RNA from Linum trigynum, 228 nucleotides. Lineage: Eukaryota; Viridiplantae; Streptophyta; Magnoliopsida; Malpighiales; Linaceae. The record is from the annotation of a GenBank genome assembly.
AUGUUCCGUCCGGCCACGGCGGCCGAUGAAGAGGAACAUAGCAUUAGCAGUACUACUACUGCGGCUGAUGACGUGUACAGUUACUGUGUGGAGGAAGAGGAGCUGGAAGUGGUGGAUCUGCCGAGGUUGCUGUCGGAAAUGGCGGAAGGGCUGUUGCUGUCGCCGCCGCCGAGCUACGUGGAGAGCUGCAAUGCCGAAGAGCGUGAUUGGUGGCUGUGGAAUAAUUAA